AUGAAUCUCACAAACUGCACCACGGAAGCCAACGUGGCUGUGAAGCCAAAAACAGUAACUGAAAAGAUGCUUGUUACCCUGACCUUGGCCACAAUCACAACCUUGACUAUGCUGCUGAAUUCUGCUGUAAUUGCAGCAAUCUCCACCACCAAGAAGCUGCACCAGCCAGCAAAUUAUCUCAUCUGUUCACUAGCUGUGACAGAUCUGCUCGUCGCUGUCCUCGUCAUGCCCUUGAGCAUCACUUACAUCAUGAUAGAUAAAUGGACUUUGGGCUAUUUCAUCUGUGAGAUCUGGCUCAGCGUCGACAUGACGUGUUGCACGUGUUCCAUCCUUCAUCUGUGUGUCAUUGCCCUGGACAGGUACUGGGCAAUCACAGAUGCUAUCGAGUAUGCCAGGAAAAGAACAGCCAAGAGGGCUGGGCUGAUGAUAGUCACUGUGUGGACCAUCUCCAUCUUCAUCUCCAUGCCCCCCUUGUUCUGGAGGAACCACCACGGCGUCAGCAUCCCCAGCGAGUGUCGCAUCCAGCACGACCACGUCAUCUACACCAUCUAUUCCACUUUUGGGGCGUUUUACAUCCCUUUGACUUUGAUCCUGAUCCUGUACUACAGGAUCUACCACGCUGCAAAGAGCCUCUACCAAAAGAGAGGCUCAAGCCGCCACCUCAGCAACAGGAGCACCGACAGCCAGAACUCUUUUGCCAGCUGCAAGCUCACACAGACCUUCUGUGUCUCAGACUUCUCCACCUCUGACCCCACCACGGAGUUUGAGAAGAUGCACGCAGCUGUGAGGAUUCCUCCUUUUGAGAAUGACUUGGAGCUGGCUGGGGACAGGCAGCAGAUCUCCACCACGCGGGAGCGAAAGGCUGCUCGCAUCUUGGGGCUCAUUUUAGGUGCUUUCAUUUUGUCCUGGUUGCCCUUUUUCAUCAAGGAAUUGCUUGUGGGGCUCCACGUGUGCACUGUUUCUCCAGAGGUAGCAGAUUUCUUGACCUGGCUUGGAUAUGUCAACUCUCUCAUCAACCCUUUGCUGUACACGAGCUUUAACGAGGAUUUCAAGUUGGCCUUUAGGAAGCUAAUCAGGUGUCGAGAACAUACUUAG
This is a messenger RNA of Acanthisitta chloris (rifleman), 1095 nucleotides long. RefSeq names its product 5-hydroxytryptamine (serotonin) receptor 1E, G protein-coupled (gene HTR1E). The coding region runs from base 1 to 1095 and encodes 364 amino acids. Gene Ontology annotation, cellular component: plasma membrane; dendrite. Gene Ontology annotation, molecular function: neurotransmitter receptor activity; G protein-coupled serotonin receptor activity. The transcript has a single exon. Gene Ontology annotation, biological process: G protein-coupled receptor signaling pathway, coupled to cyclic nucleotide second messenger; chemical synaptic transmission. The record is from RefSeq and is a predicted model, not a curated record. NCBI's taxonomy places the organism in Eukaryota, Metazoa, Chordata, Aves, Passeriformes, Acanthisittidae.